This is a messenger RNA of Thamnophis sirtalis, 1398 nucleotides long. The record is from RefSeq and is a predicted model, not a curated record. Lineage: Eukaryota; Metazoa; Chordata; Lepidosauria; Squamata; Natricidae.
GAGGAAAAAAAAUUAAAUUCAAAACCAACAAGCAGUCUUGUUUUUCCUCUUUCCCCGCCAGGUUGGCCCAAGCUCCACGUCCAGGUGUGGCACCAGGAUGCUUUUGGGCGCACCGAACUGUACGGCUACGGCUUCUGCCACGUGCCCUCCAGCCCCGGCUUCCACCAGCUGGACUGCGUCACCUGGCGCCCGCUGGGAUCUUGGCAGGAGCAGCUGUCCCAGUGUUUUGUGGGAGGGGGCCCGCAGCUCAUCAGCAGCGACCUGAUCUACACGGGGGCCGACCGCUACCGCCUGCAGACCAGCGCCAUGGGCACCGUGCACUUCCAGCUGGCUGUGCUACUCCGUAACUUCGACCGCUAUGGGGUGGAAUGCUGAGAGCCGAGGACGGAGCCCCUUCGCUGGGCUUUGGAGGUGGAAGAUGGGGCCGGUGAUGAUCCAGGGCACGGCACGGAGGCAGCACAAACCGCCCCUUUCUUGCUCCAAAUUUCCCCCAAACGCAUUUCUGGCAAGUCCCAGAACAGAUUGAUAACAAAUCCCCAACACAAACCUCAAAGGCUGCAAUUAGCCCAGCACUGUCUGCACCAAGGCUGCACGGCAAGGAACCCCAAAUGUAUUUGGCAAAACGAGAAUAGAUCAAGGAGUUCAGGGAGCAAAAGAUCCAGGGAAUCAGUCCAGAACGCCAAACGGAAUGCAAGAACUCCCAACGAACGCCCUCCCCACGGCAUUUCCUUAAGUCUCAUUCCCCAGGUGUGCCUUGUGAAGGUGGGAGGGGCACACUCCUCCCAAGUAGCCUGCUCCGUCUGCGCUGAUCACGCCUUCUCUGCACUCUCCGGGCUCUUGGAUCAGGAGGAGGUGGUUCUUGCUCCUCGCCUGAGCUCUGCCUCUCCUGUUCAUCCUUAUGUCUUCCGGAAAGCCUUUCUUGGACCGACUCUGCCCUUCCUUUCCCCAGUUUCCUCCAAGGCCAAAGGAGCUGCCCUUUUCAUUGCUGUCAGAUCUUGUUCCAGCUGGAUGGGGAGGGGGGCAUGACAGGUCUGUGACUCCCCAAAGUUCAGGAAUCGGAAGGACUUGGGGUGAAAGGGUGGCUGCCCUCUCCCCCACCUGCUCUGGGAAGAAAGAACACACACCCCCACCCCACCCCGUUUGACCUGCGAGAAUCACAAGCCAUAACUCUGAACUUUGAGCUCUGUUUUUGCAACCCAAGCUGCGAUUCGUUGUUGGGCCCCGGGCUCGUUUUUCUAGUUCCUGAUUUCCCUUCCGAGGGGCAGUUUUCAACUUUGGUGAUGGUGCUUCUUUCAAUCCCAUUUGAUUCAGUUUUCUUGCAUGGAGUUUUUGGGUGCUUGUUCUUCUGUUUUCUCAAGGAGGAAAAAAAUAUAUAUCUAUUUUCUCAUGAACUUUUAA